AUGUCAACAAGGCUGUUAACGAAGAGAUGUCCCUGUAGACGAACAUUGUUUGGUAAGAAAAAAAAUAACAGACAAGGAAAACGGAUAGCUUCUGAUCGUCUUUCAAACGAGAAGCCUUUAAAACCAACUUGGACUAUUGAUUCUUUGCUACAAAACAAUAAAAAAACAACAGACGCUCAAACGCUCAUAUCAGACAAACAAUUUAAACAUUUGUUAUCAUUAGCAAGGAUUAAUGUGAAAGACGAGAAAGAAGCAAGUCGACUAAAAUCAGAAAUUCAUCAGCUGCAGCGAAUUACAGAAACCAUCAAAAACCUUGAUCAACAACAUGAUACAAUAGCUCCUCUGACGCAUCUCUGGAAGCAGGACAAAAGCCUGGCACUACGCGAUGAUAAUUUAAUCGAAACGGAUCCAACAGAACGACGGGGUCGCGCUUUAUUAGAUCAUGCAGAGAAGAAAAGUGGGUAUUUCUACACAGUCGAGCAAAAAGUAGGACUUCAGGACAUGGAAGAAUAG
Messenger RNA from Mycotypha africana, 513 nucleotides. RefSeq lists its product as uncharacterized. Bases 1 to 513 code for a protein of 170 amino acids. The transcript is spliced from 2 exons. Gene Ontology annotation, biological process: regulation of translational fidelity. The record is from RefSeq and is a predicted model, not a curated record. NCBI's taxonomy places the organism in Eukaryota, Fungi, Mucoromycota, Mucoromycetes, Mucorales, Mycotyphaceae.